Odontomachus brunneus is the source of this 8776-nucleotide messenger RNA. RefSeq lists its product as uncharacterized. Gene Ontology annotation, biological process: response to oxidative stress. The record is from RefSeq and is a predicted model, not a curated record. Lineage: Eukaryota; Metazoa; Arthropoda; Insecta; Hymenoptera; Formicidae. Gene Ontology annotation, molecular function: peroxidase activity; heme binding. The transcript is spliced from 12 exons. Bases 43 to 6141 code for a protein of 2032 amino acids.
GUCCUGAUUUCCGUUUCGCCGUCAUCCCCUCCUGCAGGCGAGAUGAUGGUUGACAGCGACGAUGAUGAAGACGGCGACAGCGACGACGACGAUGACGAUGACGACGACGCUGACGACAAACGACCGGCACGACGCGGAGGAAGAAGAAGAAAAGAGAGACGAGUGUUCGGUGAAGCCUACCGACCGGCUAUUUGGAACACGGCCGAUCAGUUCCUUCGGCGCCUUCGCACCGUGGACGCGGACACGCUAACGUCCUUUGUCGCCGAUUUCAAACUCGCGCUUCUCCCGCGAACAGAGACCGGCGCGGUAUAUAAAGAGACAGCCGAAGAAACCCGCGAAAAGUCGCGCGACGCGUGCUUUUCGGAUUGUCGCGAUCGCCCUCGCAGAAUCCCCGGCGAGAUCUCGUGUGGAAGUCGUCCGCGCAGCAGCGAUCGAUCCUUAGGGGAUGUCUCGUCCGACAAUCCGGGGUGGUUCAUGACAGAGCUCGCAGACGAUCGAUUUGUCUCGUGGAAAGAACUCGCCGACGGUACUAGGCAGCUUUGCGACAAUCAACGACGGCGGCAUCAUGUCGGAGGGUUGCACGAGUUGCAGAGGGGCGAAUUAUGCGGGUGGCACUCUGCAGCAGUUGGGCACGACUGCCGGUGGCAACACCGGAAGUUCGUCCGCCGCAUCUGGAACGGCCUGUACGACCACGAGGAGAGUCCAGGUGCGGGCGAAGGUGCUCUACGGCACGGGCAAGGCGAUAGCGAGCUUGCAAGCGCAGGAGAAAGCCGCCCGGCACUGACCAGCGUGAUCCUCUCUCUUCUCUCCUGCGCGUUGUCAUCGGAGUCGAGGGAUGAAAACGAUAGAAGGGAAUCCUACGCCAGGCCGCAAACAUCGAACCUCAAAGUUACAAUCUCCGGACGAGUAAGGACGAGUAAGGACGAGCGAUCGCUUUCCACGUCAACGGACACUACGAGGAAAAGAGUAAAUAUUCCAUCAGACUACAAUCCUUUAACCCAAGGUACCCGGAGAACCGAGGCAAAUAUCACUAGGUAUCCUGUCGAAGCAACGCGCCCCAAGUACGUGCACAAGUCGCCGCUGGAGAGAGAGACAGAGACAGCGACGGAUAUAUUACAGCCGGGAGAUUCCGACGAAAUCACGUACGUUGCCGCGAAAGGGUCGAAUCAGACGCGAGAUGGAAUCCGACAUGAAUUUUUGAACGCAUCGCGUAUUUCCGAGAGCUCCGUCGUAACGAAUCCAGUCGAGAGAGAAAAAGAAGACCAAGUGGGAGAUGAGAAAAAUAAAGGGACGGAAAAAGAGUUCACUCGCCAGGAGGAGCCUUUCUCGAGCGUAUCGCUGAGGAGCGCGGGUGACGUCCAAGGUGACAUGACGAAAUGGUCGACCAACGUGAAGAGUGACGCGCCACGAGAAGCGGAAGUUCCUCGGGCGCGAAAUGAUAGCGCCGCGGCGGGUGAGGAUUUCGACAUCGGUGGCGUCUCUUCGACGGGGGUGAGUUUCGUCGAAGAAAGCCCGAAUCGACUGACCGUCGUACUCGAUCCGGGAAUCGCAAAUCACCCCGUGGAGAGUCGCACCGACCAGGAAGAGAACUGGCAAGUCGGAGAAGACGAUCUCAUGGAGGCUGCGAAUUUCGGACUACAAGCCAUGCACAACCUCUAUUAUGUUCAGGAGCCCAAACUGUACUCAAUGGGUCUCUAUCUGAAAAGGGACGAACCGGCGAGAUACGUGGCGGCGUUUAACGAUCAGUCGGAAGAAGCGAGGAAUUUGGCGAGAUUCGGGUACGCGACUCUUCAAGGCACCGCUAUGUAUCUGAAGAAGUUUCCCGGCGCGCCGUUAGAAUUGCCUUUAUCCCGGAGCACUCGAAGAACCUCUUUGGAGCAACAAUGCCCGCGACGAGGAACACCCCAAUGCCCGCCAGCCAGUCUGAGGUACAGGACCUCCGACGGUAGCUGCAAUAAUUUGCAGGAUCUCUGGUGGGGCUCCGCGAUGUCUACGAUGCAGAGAUUCCUGCCGGCGGUAUAUCAAGACGGCGUUCAAAGCAUCAGAAGGUCGACGAGUGGAAGGCCCCUCCCAAGUGCGCGAGACAUCACGGGCCUAAUCCACGAGGAUCAAGACGUACCUCUGGCUUCCGUUACACAUAUGCUGAUGCAGUGGGGACAGUUCGUGGAUCACGAUUUGACAGCAACUGGACAGAGCAGAGGAUUCAACGGCACGGUGCCGCAGUGUUGCUUGCCGAGAGGUGUCGGCUUCCAACCGCCGGAGUUUAUGCACCCGGAGUGUCUGCCGAUCGCGGUGAAUCUACGCGACAGCUUCUACGGUCCCCUAGGCGUGAGAUGCCUGGAGUUCCUCAGAAGCGGCCCAGCUCCGAAGGAGGGUUGCGAAUUUGGCACGAGGGAGCAAUUGUCCCAGGUGACCAGUUACUUGGACGCCUCAAUGGUUUACAGCAGUAACGCCCUGCACAGCGACAGUCUGAGGCUAUUUCGAAACGGCUUGCUGCAGUACGGAAAAAUUCAGUCGCGGAGACCUAUGCUACCAAAACACGAGUUCGAUCUGUGCAAACUCGGAUCCCUAUCGACAACUUGCUUCCGUGCCGGCGACGGACGUCUCAGUGAGCAACCGGCCCUCACAUCCUUGCACGUAGUCUUCCUGAGACUGCACAACAGGAUAGCCACGGAACUAUCCGCGCUCAACUCCCACUGGAGCGACGAGAAACUUUUUCAAGAAACCCGAAGGAUCGUCGGCGCCGUGGUUCAGCAUAUAACUUAUCGAGAGUUCUUGCCGAUCAUUCUUGGUCCCCAAGUGAUGAAAAUCUUUGACCUGGAGGUUCUGAAGAAAGGCUACUACGAAGGCUAUGAUCCGACCGUAAAUCCUAACGUCGCGAACGCUUUUUCCACGGCGGCUUAUCGAUUCGGCCACUCGCUGGUUCAGCGGACCUUCGUGAGAUUCGAUAGCAAUCACAGGCCUCUGCCUAACAAUGUCUCGAUCCACGAGGAGUUCAGCAACCCAGCGAACCUAGAGACCGCGGGCUCGGUCGAUCGUCUUGUCCUAGGUCUGGCGAAUCAACCGUGCCAGCGGAGGGACGAAUUCAUAACGGAGGAGAUGACGAAUCACCUCUUCCAGACUCCUGGCUUCGCGUUCGGCAUGGAUCUGGCCUCUCUCAAUAUUCAGAGGGGCCGGGAUCACGGUCUGCCGCCUUACGUGCGAUGGCGCGAGCCCUGCGGCUUGUCGCCGAUAAGAACCUUCGAGGAUCUCGAUACGGUGAUGUCGCCGAGCAUCGCGCGAAAAUUCCGACUGCUCUACUCGUCGGUGGAGGAUAUCGAUCUCUUUCCGGCCGGCUUAGGGGAAAGGUCGGUAGUCGGCGGCCUGGUCGGGCCUAUUUUCGCCUGCAUAAUCGGCCAGCAGUUUAGCAACCUGCGACGCGGCGAUCGAUUCUGGUACGAGAACCCCGAAAGCGAAAGCAGCUUCACCGCCGGUCAGCUGCAGCAGAUACGACGCACCACUCUAGCGCAGGUAUUGUGCAAAACGAUGGACGCCAUCGAGACCAUACAGCCGUUCGUCUUCCUCGCGGCGGACACGCUGAAGAACCGACGUCUCGCGUGCGACGAUCCGGCUAUCGGCCAAUUGGACCUCGAAUUUUGGGCCGAACGGCCGUUCGAGUUUAGAUACAAUGUCCGCGAUCCGCAGGCGAAGGUGAAACGAACAGCGAGCGACGUAAACGAUCCCGCCGUCUCCAGAUCAAACGUGCAGAGCGCGAAUACGAGAAGGAAGGUACUCAAUGGUACUCGGGAACAGGCAAAGAUCGCGCCACCUGAGCAGCCUUUCAAAAGCAACAUCCACCAGAGCAACAAGAUCAUCCUGAAAAAACCCAUCGGACAACGGCCGGACAACCUGACGAUCUGGGUGCAGAACAACGCCGUGAACUCGCCCGUGUUCGUGAACGACGGUAUCUAUGGAUCGAGUAUUAGGCUGCAGCAACAGUCUACCGCCAAGCCGACCUCCGCGUUUAACCAAGGCGCGAGUAAUUAUCUCCCGCAUCGACCGCCGGCGAAGCCCAUACCGACGACGAUACCGCUGCACUCGGGUUACCCGUAUGUGCCUCAGGCAUACGACGACCCUAACAAUCCGAAUCCGCUGGCUUACGGUUACAAGUCACCUACGCAAGGCGAUGUCUUCUACGACAACUACUCCCCCAACAACCCCAGCAGCCCCAGGCCCACCCUGUACACUUAUUACACGAAUUUCCAGCAGAGACCGACCACUCAGACGCCGAAUCGCGAAGUCAACGGCUACCUGAUUAACUACGGACACCCGCAUCACGAGCACGACUCCUUUCCGGCGCAUCACACGUACGAGAAGCCGGAACCUCAAUUGGUAAACCUGGGACAUCCUUACGGAUCGAGUGCCGAGCAGGGACCGAGUCCACAAAGGCCGAGUUACAGCGACGCCAAGCCGUCGGCGACGAACGUGCGGCCAAGCUCUAGACCGAAUUACGCGUCGAACGACGGGACGUAUCAUAAACCAGGUUACGACGGGGUGAAGCCUCUGACGAUCUCGCGGCCGAAUUUCGGAACGACUCACGGUGGAUCGAGCGACGAGUUGUAUCACGGACAAAAGCCGAGUUACAACAGACCUAGACCGACGUCGCCGAACACGUCGCGACCGAACGAGGAGUCGUAUCACACACAGAAACCAGUGCACAGUGGACCUAUACUCGUGCUGAACUCGCGGCCGAGUUCCACGGCGAAUUACCAACCGUACAGCACACAGGGACCAGCGACUACCGGAAAUUCACACUUACAAAGCAACUACAACAACUUGAGCAACCGACCGGGCGAAAGUUACCCCGCUAAUUCGUACAAACCGCAGCAUGUAAAUCAGGGGAAUUUGAACGGCUAUCAGGAGAGGCCCGGCGAGAGACCGUACGAUUACGACGAUCCCGACGCGUAUCAGAAGAGACCUAACGUUAAGCUGCAAAGUGGGCCUUACACGAAUCCCGGGACGAAUGUCCCUUCUCAUGAAAAAGACACGAGUAACUCAUCCCCCGCGUACUCGCAAGGAUCCACUGCGAGUGACAAUUACGGCAAGUAUCCCGAUACCAGUCUGGCCUAUCAAAGCAGACCGACGUCCACUCAAAGCAACUGGCCAGGAGUCUCGUCUGACACAAAAGAGAGCAGUGCUCCGUCUUUUGAGCUGCACAGUUCCCCGUUCUACCAGAAACCGACGACGGGUCGGCCUGUCUAUCAGAUAAGUGGUCAGUCACAAGUGUCGCCCUAUCAGAAAGAAUCGAUCGACGCGUCCCUUCCUUCCGCGAACCCAUACGAAGAGAUCAAUUCUUACGAAAGUCCCGGCAAUCCAGCCGCUUUGGGCGAGCAAUCACCGUACAGCAUCCAUCAGCAGAAUCAACCAACUCCGGCUUCAUAUUGGCCCGAAGUUUCGACGGUCGACUUCCACGUGCAUAAGCAGACAGGAAAGCCCAAUCCAAAGCCAAGCAAGGUGCAGAGCGUCACGAUCGUCACCGAAGCGAUCGAAACUGUUCAUAAUCCUGGUCAUUCCGGAUACAUAGAUCAGUACAAAGUCACCAGCGAGGUGCCAAGGCCGUUGGCGCAGCAAACGAAGAACAAUAUGCCGGUUACCAGGAGACCAGGACAAUAUUACUACGAGAAGAACGUGCUGCAUCGAUACCCGGACGAAGUGGCCGGCCAAAUUCUCCAGAGAAAUUCUUAUUCAACCGACAACGUCGCCGAGAGGACACCGGUUCAAGAUCGAGGACUGCCGUCCAAAAAGAUUGUCGCGGAAACGACCAGCGACGAUUCGAUCACCGAUGUUUCCCCGCCGGAUUCUAAAACGGUCGAACGCAGCGAAAGCAAAGCGAUAACCACGACGAUGCUCACGCUCGCGAUCACUGAUUACAGGGAUAAUAACAGGGAUGACGUGGUGGACGACCUCGAAGGCGCUUUCGCGGCAGUUGUCGAGAGCGUUGCAUCGACUGACGUUCCCGACAGGAUAAAUCAUUGGACGAAUCCGCAAGAAGACCCGAAUUUACCGUCGACGUUGGAAAUGCCCGGAUUUCCGUCCAACGAAACCCCAAGCGCCGCCAAGGAAUUACCUAAGCCUAUUAAAUCGAGGAGUCGCGCUACUUAAAAGUUCCGCGCUUCUUAAUUCGUCCGUCGGUACGUUCCCGGAUGAAAUUGCUGGAAGGUUCCCUGCGAAUGCCAUCCACUUUUCGUCGAGUAUCGCCGCUGCGCGCUCGCUACGCGUUCGCGAAAGCGCGGGGAAUGCUGAAUCGGACGUAAGCGGAGCGUUACGAAGAAUUUGUUGAUGUUUUAGACCUCGUUCGCUCUUAUUUGAGAAACCUAAGUAAAUAUACAUUGACGCGCGCGCUUGUUAAAUCGCCUACAUGAGCCUAGUUGCGCCAAGUUUCCGAGGAACUUGCAUUCCGCACUUUUACGUGAAGUAACGAGCGUGUCGCACUUUUACGAGUACUCAUUUUCUCGUCAUCUCGACGCGCGAUAGAUCAGCCGACGACUAAUUCACUGAAUUCGCGUAAUCGCCAGGUGGAGCGAAAGGAAUUCACUCUGGAUUACCGCAUCGGACGAUCUGAUCGCACGGCCGACAAACCAUUAAUCCGGUGACGUGAAUAAGUGCCCGAGAAAGUACGGAGGCACGCGUCAAACGAAAGAAUACCUAAUCGCGUUAUUACGUGCUUGAAGAGUGGCGUGAAAGGUAAGGCAGUUUUUUAAAGCGUCAUAACCCGAAAGGGGCAUACGCUGUAUGCCUGGGAUUAGCGUGUACUAUUUUUAGCAGCGGUUUUCGUGGCAUUACACUCCUCUCCCGUACUGUGCUUGCAGCUUUAUGCCUCAGCUAUCAUAAAGCAGCACCGCUAUCGAUUAAAUGUCAGCACCAUUAAUAUUAACGAAAUGCAUUCCGUAGCAUUAGCACGAUUGUUACGUUAUCACGUAGGCGCAUUUUAUAUUUAUUUUGCGAACACAGACACGAGUUAGAAUCCGCGCGAGCGAAACAAAACGUAUUAUGCGAAUGGGUAGCUGGGUAUUUGAUAAAUAUAGCGCUUAUCGUACCGUACCGUACCGUAUCUCAAGUUGCUUAUCGGGGUUUAGAUUUAUAGACUGAUUCAUCAACAUUCGAAAGCAUCUGUAUCAACGGUAUAUAGAUUUGAUCACUCGCAAUUUAAAUACAGUAUAACGACUGAUGCGUAAUCUACGUACUUAGCACUUUUAAUCGAUGUAGUACAUCAUUUAAUCCGUAUUAAUCGAUGUACAUUACGUAACCGAAAUAAAGGUUCGUCAAAUGUUUCACGACAGACGAAUAAUUUGUAAGAGACGAAGGAUUCCAACUAUACUAGAUCUCUGAAACGCGAUAGUAUCCCCAACAAAUAUGCGAAAUACGACAUUAACGUGGCUGCAUAGAGAAAAAAGAGACAUUCUCUUUCAAAAGAUAUCUUUAUUUCUGACAUGUUAAUCUGCAAGUGAGAUUACGUAACGUUGAAUAAAGAUAAGUUACUUGCAAGAAUACAUUUUAUAUGAUUCAACGAAGAAGCAUCCGUUCUUGUUACAAUUCAACGAAAAAAAAUUGUUUUAAUUAUUCAAAGAUUUUCAAAUUUUUAUUCAUGGAAAACACAAAAUACUCGACUAAGAAUACAAUGUUUUUAAGUAGAGAUAUGUAAAAGAGAAUAUCCUCUUUUCUACGUAUCAUCGUUAAAAAAAGCGAUUUUUGUAACGGAAAAUAAAAAUGCAACGCAUACGUCGAGUGCCAGAAAAGUUAUCGAAUUCUGAUAUUUACCACCGAGAUUUACAGCCUCGGUGCAUACUUCAAUCCGUCCGUAAUAAAUUCAAGGGCCGCUGUAUUUAAAUCUGUUUUCCUCUCCGUCGGUCUCACAAGAACAGAAUAUAAUAUAAGUCUCAAUUCUUUCAAAAUAUAUACGCGCCUCGGGAUUCAUUUUGUUCGCCAUAAAUUUUAAAUCGAAAUGCACUUUGCCAGCAAGAUUUAUGGCCAGUUGCUCGCGCGAACACCAGAUGAGGUUGUUCGGAUUUAUAGGAAUCGGUGAAACUUAUUCUUGCAGAGAGCGAGAGAUACGAGGAGAGAAAGGGUAGGGGCAAAAUCAAUAUAUGUAUCGGCGAAAAGCGCGAAAGAAGAUCGCGGAAUUGGUGUGCAGAAUGUGCGAAAUGUUUUUUCUAAACUUCUGCAUGCUGAGAAAAUGCGAAAAACUCGGUCAAAUAUGAAAGUGGAGUAGCACUUGGAGAGAAAAAACAAACUCCGAUUUCAUUCAACUUUUAUUCCAUUUUCUUUGAGAUCCGCCGACCUUUCCGCUUUCAACGGAACCUUUAUUCGAACUCGCCGCGGGUUUUCGGGUCGCUGCGGCAAAAGGCAACGGCCCUCGCGUGAUAGAAAUGCACUUUUCGAUGUCGUGAAGUCGUGACCCCGAUUUUGCCGCACAUUCUGCACCACUCGAAUUCGGCGCGAUGAGAAACGACGCGCACCGGGGACUUGGGUUGACCAAACAAAAUCGCUCUUAUCGUGCUCUCGAGAUCUAAUCGAUGAACGGCAUGCUUACAACCGACGUGGCUUCAGCGAGCGUUCCUCUUAUCGCGAGCAAAACGAUAUCAAUUGUUUAACGUCAGUAUUUUUCUCAGAGGAAUUCAGAGGAAAUGGUACUACUAAUAAGAAUUGUGUCUCCUUAUCUCAACCUCUCGAUUCUCAAUUUAUACCUCUCUUAUUGUUUAUGUUAUGAAGCGCAAUAAAAUAAAACAUACAGACUGAA